Ostrea edulis (European flat oyster) is the source of this 843-nucleotide messenger RNA. RefSeq lists its product as uncharacterized. The transcript has 2 exons. Bases 1 to 843 code for a protein of 280 amino acids. The record is from RefSeq and is a predicted model, not a curated record. Gene Ontology annotation, molecular function: nucleic acid binding; zinc ion binding. Lineage: Eukaryota; Metazoa; Mollusca; Bivalvia; Ostreida; Ostreidae.
AUGGAGCAGCUCAUCCAAGGCCUCGUUGACAAAGUUAAGGCCUUAGAAGCCAGGGAGACACAGGGACAUCAGGCAAAUCUGGAUAUGAAGAAGGAGUUGCACCAACUUCAGAAAAAAUUAAAAUCUUACGAGGAGAAGGAGUCUAGAGAGAAACCUGCACCAGUUGUGUAUGUGAAAAGUGAGAGGAAAUUUCAAAAAUUCAGGGGACGUCCUGAGAAAGAUACAGAUCCGGAUGUCAACGACUGGAUAACCGAAAUGAGGGAACACAAAUUCUACCAACGGGAUCAAAAAGACAGUGAAACGCUUGAAAAUUACUCGCGUGUACUACUGCAGAUGAUGGAACGAAUCAACAGACGAGUCGACAAGAAAAUGCAAAUUUUGGACAUUAAUAUAACCGAACGUUUCAUAGAUGGAAUCAAAGACAGAACAGUCGGUCAAGAACUUAGAAAGAUCGUAGUUGAAAAAGGACCUAUUCCAUUUCAAGAAUUUCGUUUGGGUAUGUUGAAAUGGGUAGAUGACAACCCCCCGAAAGAGCGAAAAGUGUGUGCUUCAGCAUCAGUGUCAACAGAACGCACAGACGCAUGGAAGGAACUUUUGCAAAAACAACAACUUAUGCUUGAAAAACAACAGGAACAAAUUAACGCAUUACAAAACACACUAGAGAAGGUGAACGAAAAAAAACCAUAUUCUAGCCCGAAUGGACGAGGACGAGGCAAAGGGAACAACAAGGACAUUGUUUGUUAUACGUGUACUGGUAAAGGACACUUUGCUCGUGACUGUCCCAGUCCUCCCAAUAAAAAGAGCAAACCGAAGAGUGACCCAAACGGAAAUCCCCCACAGUAG